AUGUGUUCGGCUGUGGCUGGUGGCCGGGCGGUGGUGGUGGUGGUGGUGGUGGUUGCCUGCUCGCACACAGUUUUUCUAUUUUCCACCGUAUCAGCAUCAGUCACCUUCCUCACCAACAUGUCUCCGUACCUCGCGGUCGCCAUCUUCCAUCCUCGCUAUGGCAACUUCCAGCAUUGGGCCCUCCAUCUUCACUCCGACACCGAGGAUCACCUGUUCGAAGUCGACGGGGAGCACCCAGGUUUCACCAAAGUCACUUCCCACGGCCACCCCCGGAAUAUCCCCAUGUACAUCCAGUCAAUCAGGGUCUCGGACAUUGGCAGUGUGGACAUCCCCACUAUCCAGGCUGUCGUGGACGCCGCCCUGGUAGACAACGAGACCCUCGAGUGGGACUGCCAGGACUACGUGCUCGAACUCCUCGAGGGGUUCGAAUGCGAGGCGGUCAUUGAUGAUGAUAACCCCGAUUAUCUCGAGGCAAUCGAGAUUCUUCGCAGUAAGCGGGGUCCGAUCCUAUGA
This is a messenger RNA of Aspergillus fijiensis CBS 313.89, 513 nucleotides long. RefSeq lists its product as uncharacterized. The record is from RefSeq and is a predicted model, not a curated record. The transcript is spliced from 2 exons. The coding region runs from base 1 to 513 and encodes 170 amino acids. Lineage: Eukaryota; Fungi; Ascomycota; Eurotiomycetes; Eurotiales; Aspergillaceae.